AAUUUCCAAUUAUACCCUCCCCUGGAGAACAAACAGAGCGCUAACCCACAAAGCCCUAAACCCCAAGAAGAAUCCCUAAACCCAAAUUCACCAGAAACCGAUUGAAGAAAUAGGGACAUACAUAGCAAUGGAUCACAUAGCAGCAGCAGAAGAGAGAUUAUUCAAUGAAAGAUUGAGGCAGAAGCUCAAUGAGGUCAACGCCGCCGCCCAAUCGCAUCUUACCAGUGUACAAGACCACAUUAAUUUCACCCUCCAGCAAGCUUACUUCAAGUGUGCAUAUGAGUGCUUCGACAGGAGGAGGAAGCAGGACGAGAUAAGCAACUGUGUGGAGCAUUGCAGUGUGCCUGUGCUCAAUGCCCAGAAUCUGGUCGAGAAUGAGAUGGCUAAGUUUCAAGAAAAACUGAACAGGUCUCUCAGGGUUUGCCAAGACAAAUAUGAGGGGGCCAAGCUCCAGCCAAACAGCAAAAAUGCCAUGAACGAUCUGGAGUCAUGUGUUAACCUGUCCGUUCAAGACAGCAUUGAGAUGAUGCCACAUCUUGCUGGAAAAUUGAAGGCAUAUCUAUCAAUAAAAGAUUAGAAGCUAAUACGUCAUGCAAUGCUGGAAGCCAUUUUGUCCUGUUGCAUCCUCUUUAUACUUUUAGUAGAUUGAGGCAUAAAACUGAUCUGCAGCGACUAUUAAGCUAUUAUCAGAUGAACAUACCUUAAAUUUAUUGAUUCGCAACUUAGAAAUGAUGAAGAGUUGAUGUACUCAACAAGCUGUAUCACAAGAAUCCUGAUCUUUGAUGUGUGAGAGCAAAAGCUGAUAAAAAUAUCAAGACUUUGAGCAAACAGGAGGUUGCUGAUGGUACGGAGGCAUGAUAUUUUCCAAGAUUUAGUGGUAUUUCAAACGCAGGUCUGCGGUGGAAUAUAUGACAUAUCUCAGUAGGAGUCUUGUAUUGAUGUGUUGAUAAUCCAGAUACACUUGGCAUCCAAGUUCUGAAGAAACGCAUGUUUCACUUGUAAACAAAGUGGGGCUUUCGGGUGCUAAAUGAAACCAAAUACUUGCUUGAUGAGCAGGUGAAAAUCCAGCUAACUGGAACUUGGUAGUUUCCUCUUCUUUCUCCUUAGGUUAUUAUAAUAGGACUUCUUGUCUGAAAAUAUAUAUUUUGUUGAAGAACUGUUUUGGCACGGCGAAACUA
Messenger RNA from Sesamum indicum (sesame), 1178 nucleotides. RefSeq lists its product as uncharacterized. NCBI's taxonomy places the organism in Eukaryota, Viridiplantae, Streptophyta, Magnoliopsida, Lamiales, Pedaliaceae. Gene Ontology annotation, cellular component: cytoplasm. The record is from RefSeq and is a predicted model, not a curated record.